Messenger RNA from Acanthosepion pharaonis, 1236 nucleotides. The record is from the annotation of a GenBank genome assembly. Lineage: Eukaryota; Metazoa; Mollusca; Cephalopoda; Sepiida; Sepiidae.
AUGCCCCAGCAAUACGAACGCCGCUUAAGACCCUGGUUUUCUGCGAGGAAAAACAGAGGAUCAUAUCGCCUUAGCCGCACAAGUUUUGCUGCUCCUUACAUUGUAGAUUCACUUUUCCUAUAUUUUGUUUUCGUUUCUUUUAAUGGUUCCUUGUGUCAUUUCUUAAUUCUUUCUUUCUAUCAUUUCCCCUUUAAUUUCUUCUUUUUAUUAAUGGAUUUUCUUUUAUUCCGCCUACACAUUCUUUUCGUCUUAUUUCUCUUUCACUUUUUUCUGUCUUUCUUUUUCUUUUCUUCUUUCACUUUAUUUCUCUUUCUUUCCUUCCUUCCUUCCUUCUUUCUUUCUUUCUUUCUUUCUUUUUUCUUUCUUUCUUUCUUUGCUGAUUCAUUCUCUCUUUCUUUCUCACUCAUAUCUUAUCUUUCCGUCUUUUCACUCUUUAUCUUUUUCUUUCACACAUCUCUUCUUUCUUUCUUUCUUUUUUUCUAUAUUUUUCUUUUUUCACACGCUUAUCUCUUACCUCUUUCUUUCUCACUCAUUCCUUAUGAUUUAUAUUUCUUACCACCCCUAUCUCUGCUUUUGUCCAUUCUUCUUCUUUCUCUUUCACCUUCCUUUUCCUCAGCAAUUCUACAUACAAGCAAGAGAAUUUUGUGGAUUUCUCUCUUAAAUUACUUUUCUUUCAUCUUUUCUCUGAAUUCUUUUUUUCUUCUUCCUUCUCUUUCCCCUGCUCGCCUUCACUAUCUUUCUGUGACUCAUUUUCAUGCUUUGAAAUAUUUGUUUAACGAUUUAAGAAUUUUAUUGCUGCAACUUCAUUGCUUUAUGCAUUCAUGUUUUGUUUUUUUUUUUCGAUUUCUAUAUCUUGAACUUUCCUUCAUAUCAUCUCUCGAUAUUUUUUUUUCGUUUUCAUUCUUUGCUAUUCCCUUCUUUCUUUUUCUUUCUUUGCUUCCAUCACUCAUUCUCUUCUUAUUCUUAAUUUCAUUUUUCUUUUUUCCUCCCUUUUUUAAAAAUCUUGUUCAGUUUUUUCUUUCUUUUUUAUUAUUUUCGUCUAUAAUAAUUUGUUUCAUUUUUCUCUCUUCCUUUUUGUCCUCUUUCUUUUUUCUCUGUCUCCUUCAGUAUUUAUUUUUUCUUUCUUUUUUAUUUAUUUAUUAUUCUCUCAUUUCUUUCAUUUUUAUGCUUUUUUUUUCCUUUCUUUUCUUUUUAUCUUCUCUUUCGUUUUAUCCCCCGUGUUUCUUUCUUGUCUAA